Molecule: messenger RNA, 825 nt
Organism: Blastomyces dermatitidis ER-3
Lineage: Eukaryota; Fungi; Ascomycota; Eurotiomycetes; Onygenales; Ajellomycetaceae
Exons: 2
Coding region: 1-825 (274 amino acids)
Source: RefSeq, a predicted model, not a curated record
AUGGCCGAAAUCCGCUAUUUAACUAUGGAUGGACAACCUCCGAAUGGAGGAAUGCCACCGAACAUGGGGGAUUUUCCACAAGUGCAGCCCCCACCAUUUCCUGUGCCAGUAUUUCCAAUGGUUUUACCAGGACCUACUCCACAACCACCUCCUUUACAAGCACCUCUCCAAGCAUUUUUUGGCCCAGCACUGUUCUCUCCAGUCCCCGCUCCCGACAUGUUUCAUUUCCAACCCCAACAAGCGCAGCAGUUUUCUAUGCAGGUACCUGUAGCCCAAGCGGCUGCUACACCCCCUGCAGCCCUUGUUGCUCCCGUUCCUUUUCCCGUUCCCGUUCCCGCUGCCCCUGUCACCCCUGCCGCUCCCUCAGGCCCCAGCUUCCAAAACCCCCACGGCGGUAAUAUUCCGGGUACAGACGACCAACCACUGGUUCUAUCUGGAGGACAUGGGUAUCUAUUCCCUCCCAAGAACACGACCAUCCAUCUAUUCCGCUGCACAACAUACUACCCUUGGGAUUCACAAGAUGGAAUUAUCGAGUUCGUGACGUACCAGGCUCCUACGAAUAUGACCGUGGCGGACCUUAUUAGACAAGUAUGCCCUCAAGGCGAUGAUAUAAAGGGCCGCGGAGUCGUCGAAUGCCAGCAAGCGGUCAACGGGGGUGCGACCGUUUUUACUAGGGGUGAAGAAUAUUUCAUUGGAGAAGGGAAAGGAGAAGCUCAGGCCAUGAAAGACAGGGUAGGCAAAACUCUUGCACAAGUUGGAUGGAAUGAACACCGGAAGGCAAAUGCAAACCCAGUUUGGCUUGCCAGCUCCAUCAGCUUUUACUAG